AUGAACGACGGCGACGAUCGUACGCCGGAGGCUUCGUCGGAAGAAUAUGAUUCUGAGGUUGAAGGAGGCGGUGACGUUGUGAAUUACAGUGCAAAUUUUGUGACAGAUACGGUUUUUCGAACGUUUGAUGAUGCAGUUAAAUGGGCGGAUGAUGUUGCCAUAAAUCUGGGAUUUAUUCUGGUGAAAUCGUCUUUCAACAAAACCAGAGAUGGUCGACCAUAUAGGUAUUUGAGAUGUGAUCGGGGACGGAGGAGUAAGCCGAGAGAUCUUGAGAACGCAAUUCGGAAGGACACAAAAACCAAAGCCAAUAGUUGUCCUUUCUACAUCAAGAUAUACUACGAGUUCAUCACCGACAGUUGGAUUAUCCGGGAGAAAAAUGAUGAAACUGGGACCCACAACCAUCCAAUGAUUGCGUAUCCAGAGGGACAUCGUAAAAUUAGUGGGUUGAGCCUGGAUGCGAAGCAGGUUGUGCGUGACAUGACGAAGUCUAAGGUUGCACCGCGUAACAUCAUGGCGACUAUUGCCGAGCAGUUUCCUGAUGAUCAUCCAAACAUCAAACACAUCUACAACUGCCGGAAUGACCUGAGAUCGGAGAUGUCUGACGGGAGAGGAGUUGUUCAGCAGUUUCUACAUUUGGCGAGACAGAGUCAAUAUCUUUACUGGGUCAUGUCUGAUGAUGAAGGCGUUUUACAGCAUGCCUUUAUGGCGCACCCAGUCACGGUAGAAAUCUUUCGGACGUACCCAUAUGUGAUCGGUAUGGAUUCCACUUACAAGACCAACCGAUACGGGAUGCCGUUCUUUGAGAUAGUUGGUGUGACACCGACAAAUCAGAAUAUCCUCGUUGCUUACGUGUUCAUGUGCAACGAGUGCACGGCAAGCUGUCGAUGGGUUUUGCAGAGAUUGAGAGACUUGAUUGGAAUGAAUGAUCAAAUAGUGCUAAAGUUUCAAUACAGGGGUACGGAUACUGAUGUGGUAGUAGAUGAUAUUGAUAAAGUCAACCUCAUUGACUUAGUUAUUGAAUAUUGGGAGUCAGUUAGAAAGAAUGGGAAACCAACACCUUUGAACCAUCAAGUUUUGCUAGUUACAACAAAGAUUAAAACAUCCCGCAUAAUCACAAUCAUGAAGAAAAGGAGGAGUAUAAGAAUGGCGGAGAAGGUAAAUGGGUUUUCUCUGGUUUACGGUUAUAUAAAGAAGGGGAAAUGA
Chenopodium quinoa (quinoa) is the source of this 1203-nucleotide messenger RNA. Its product is annotated as PKS-NRPS hybrid synthetase CHGG_01239-like. The transcript has 3 exons. NCBI's taxonomy places the organism in Eukaryota, Viridiplantae, Streptophyta, Magnoliopsida, Caryophyllales, Amaranthaceae. The record is from RefSeq and is a predicted model, not a curated record. The coding region runs from base 1 to 1203 and encodes 400 amino acids.